AUGACCAUCUCUCUUCAGACCCCCGCCACCACCGCCACCGCCACUCCCACCAAGGAGUCGCCGCUCAAGAAGGCCCCCUCUACCGACAGGGUCAGCGACUUGGACGUCAUUGCCAGCAAGCUGAACGGCCUGAAGCGCAUUCCCUCCUACGAGAGUCUCAACAAGGUCAUGGCGAUUCUCGCCAAGAAGACUUCCCACCAUACUUCUUCCGCCGACUCCUCUCCUGCUCAGUCCAUCAGCGACAAGUCCGUCAACGACAACCUCUCCAACCACCAGGGCACCCUGCACAAGCAGAACGAGACCGAGACUGAGGUCCUCGCCGACGACGCGCUGAACGCCUCCGCCACCGACCCCACUCCCGUCACCGAGGCGGCUAUUAAGGACUCCGCUGAUACCGGCAAGACUCCUGACAUGAACACGCCCGCCAAGAACACCGCGGUUCCCACCAUGGACAUUUCCACUACGGGUGUCAGCACCAAGGACAAGGUCACCGAGACCACCGCCCAGACUCAGACUGAGACCAACGACACCGACAUCCAGGAGACGUUGGUCAAGGAGACCGACGAUUAUGUCGCGGACAUUCCCGACGAGGAGCUGGAGCACCUGGCCGCGAUGGAGGUUUUCCCCUACCUCCCUCCCGCCACCAGCGGCUCGUCGGUCAGCAUUGACAUUGACAAGGCGUCGACCACCGCCCAGCCUUCGGCUCCUUCUUCGUCCCGCGCCGCUUCGCAGAUGACCAUUCACCUCACUGUCACCACUGACCACCCUCCUGCGCCCCCCAACACGCGCUCGGCCUCUCCCUCGGUGAACGACACCAGUGUGCACCAGCCCCUGCCCAACCCUUUUCCCCACUUUAGGCGCUCGUCGUCUAUUCAGUCAAUGACUAUUGAGUCGAAUGAGCGCGGUGGCGUCACCUACCGCAUCGUUCUUGUUCUUUCGCGCAUCGGUGCUUGGCUGAAGCGUAAGAUCCUCCGCCGCCGCGCCACCACCCCCGCCAGCGUUGCCACCACCUACGCGCGCCACCAGUCGGCGAUGCAGCGCCGCAACCAUCUCAUCGAGUAUGAGUCCUGA
Molecule: messenger RNA, 1071 nt
Organism: Trichosporon asahii var. asahii CBS 2479
Lineage: Eukaryota; Fungi; Basidiomycota; Tremellomycetes; Trichosporonales; Trichosporonaceae
Exons: 2
Coding region: 1-1071 (356 amino acids)
Source: RefSeq, a predicted model, not a curated record